AUGGCACCAUCGGAAUCACGCCAGUUCAAGCGCAAGGACGCAAUUGGUCUAGCCACCAAGGGGACGCUGAUUUUUGGCGGAGCGGGCCUAUUCAUGAGCGCUAUCCAGAACACACUCACGAAGCAGAACGUCGGCGCCUGGGGUGUCAUCACAAAGACCGGAGGCACCGUGGGGAUUGCCGCGGCCAUGGGUGGUUCUUACAUGUUUUUCCGUAACGCCGCGGCGAACCUGCGAGAGACGGAUGAUUACUUGAACUCCGCACUCGGAGGUCUUGUUGCUGGUAGUAUUAUGGGAACCAAGUUCCGCACCAUGCCUGCUGUCAUCGGAUACGGUGCGGGGCUCGCGCUUAUCCUUGGUGCAUUUGACUACACCGGUGGCUCCCUGACCGGGCUGUUCAAAGAUAUGAAUAUGGAUGAGGUAACCAGAAAAGAGAUGCUCAGGGCUGGUCGUAGACGGCCAGUGGAUGAGACUGUCGAAGUACUUGGUGAGGGGCGAGGAAUCUACCCUGCCGGCUAUGAAGACCGGAGGCGCGCUCGAUUGACCGAGAAGUACGGAAUUGACUUCACCAACGUCGAGAAGAGGUAA
This is a messenger RNA of Morchella sextelata, 585 nucleotides long. RefSeq lists its product as uncharacterized. NCBI's taxonomy places the organism in Eukaryota, Fungi, Ascomycota, Pezizomycetes, Pezizales, Morchellaceae. The coding region runs from base 1 to 585 and encodes 194 amino acids. The record is from RefSeq and is a predicted model, not a curated record. Gene Ontology annotation, biological process: mitochondrial respiratory chain complex I assembly. The transcript is spliced from 4 exons.